CAGUUUUUUCCUGUUCUGUUGGAAAGGGAUAACACGCAUGGAUGUUAUAAAUUUUCGUUUCAGCUCUGGCUUUAUACAGUUAUAUACGUAGUUGACUGAAACAACAACACAACAUCAACUUUAAAGUUAAAGAAAUAAAAUCGUAAAGUAACAUUAUUUACACGCAUUUAUUUAUAUGAAUUCCUUUAAUUCUAACUUGAAUUAUAUUUCAACCUUGUUAGUUAUAAUCAAUGGAGGGAAUAAAAAUUGAGAACCGGGAUGUCGGCGAGCACGAGGGUGGGGGUGAUACGGACGGAACCAUGAUGGACCAGUUGAAGGACCUCUGUGACUCCUAUAAUGUGGAAAUUGAUUCUAGUCUUUGGGACACCGACGUUGAUUUGGGGCCCCCGUCCUCUCUUAACGUUAAACAGAUACCUAAGGAAGAUGCCACCAUCAUGACGGAGUAUAACCACCUUCAGCAGAGCCUAUACGAAACUGGAUUUCCGGAGACAGUGAAUCGCCUCGGCUCCAGGCCAUCCAAACUGAACAAGGAGAACAUCUGUGUGGCCUUUCUCCAUAUCCACUAUGAGAGUCUUGGCAUGCUGCUGGAAGGAGGGCGACAGUUGCCUGGAGGAUUCCACAUGAUCCUGUCCACGUCAUGGCUGACAAAAGAGCCAUCAAAGGACCAGAAUGGCCUCUUCUCACUGUUCGUGCACAAAGCCAUCACAUUCCACUCUGGCGGUGUCACAAAACUUGAGGAGUUUGUUAAACCCCGCCGAGUGACCUAUCUGGUCAACUAUUUCACUGACGUGUGUACUAGAGCGGAAAGAAAUGACGGCCCUGAACUUGAGCGAGGAUUGGACUGCCCUAUGAGCAGCUCGGUAGCACUCUGUGAACAGACUGACAACAAGGUUUGGACUCGUAACGCGAUGGCAGCUGCUGGUGUUGACAUUCCAGUGACCUUGGCCUUCUGCUACAAUAACACCCACAAAGUGUCAACGCCCAAUCCAAAAAUUGUUGUCUUUAACAUCGAGAACAACGAUUGUUGUGACUUCGCAGACAAGGAAAUUAGACGAUUCCUUGCGAGUGACGAAAUGAAGGGCGUGAAAAGGGUUGUCGUUAAGCCGUCUGGACGAAUGUACUGUGGCAGCGUCGGCGUCAACCUGCUCCAGGUGGACGAUGUCCAUAACAUUUUGAACCACGCUAAAAAGCUCCUGGCGGAAAUCGAGCCUGGAAGUUCUGUGCUGGUCGAGGAGUGUAUCGAGCAUCUCAGUCCACGGCCGGGGAACAAGAAUGAGCGGCGGUGGAUGGCGGAAGAGGGGAUGGGCUUUCGGUGCCGCGUAAUUGUCAGUCGCGACCACGACAACAAGGCGGUGUGUGUGCCGAUCAUAUGCGGCAUCGCUUCCGCAGACGGCCCUAUCAAUGGCCAUAACACCACAACUCUGACCCUCAUGACCACUCUACAGUCUUUCAACGUCGGGGUGGAGGAAAUCUUCAAGUUUGAGCACGAGCUGCGUUACCGGUCGGAGCGCUAUAUGAACGCCAUCAUUGAAUAUGAGGAGACAUUGAGUCCGGAGGAGCGCGGCGAGUUGUACGCCCAGACCGAUCUCAUUGGUAUUGACUACGUAAUUACUGAACGGAACGGGAAGCUGGCAGCGGUGGCUAUCGAGGUGAACAGCCAUGACUGCAUGUACGUCUGCCAGAUCUUUGACAACACCAUGGCCAUGGGCUGCAAACAAGUGGCUGAGACCAUGCCCGUGGAUGAAAUCAUGACAUAUCUGCAGGGUGAACCAGACCUCGAGGAUUUCGAGUUUUGGAAGACGUCCAGCUACUCGCGUCAUAACCAUGGUGCCGUCCACGGCCGCACAGUCCGUCCGUACAUACGGAACGCCAUUGCACGAUCCCAAAAGUGGCUUAUUCGCGGCAAGCAAAUUCUGGUUGUUGGCGCUGGCGGAUUUAGCAAAAGCCACAUCUGGGCUGAUACUGCGAAAUACGGAAUCCACCUGGUCAUGGUGGACAGCAACAGUCACGAAUUCGCGCAGGAGUACGGACAGACGUACAUACACUACGACUUCACCGACCACACUAAGGACGAGUUCCACGCCAUCCAGAUCCUGAACAUCAUCAAGAGGAUGGGCAUCAAGGUCGCCGGCUGUCUCACAUUCUUGGAAGACUGUGUGCCCCUGUCAGCCAUGAUUCGGGAACAUGUCGGGCUUAGGGGUUCAAACACUGAGGCCUGUCUGAUUGCUAAAAGGAAGUCUCAAACUCAGAACUGCUUGGUCGAGAAGACUGGCAUGAAAUCCCAUUUCAUCACCACCGACCUGUAUGCCUCCAAAGCUUACCUUAUUACGAAACCAUCCGACAUUGAUGAAAUCUGCAGCAGCAUGACGUUCCCAGCCAUGCUGAAACUCGAGCAUGGAUCGAGCGCGGUGGGCGUCAGCCUCGUAAAGAACAAAGAUGAACUGCAGAAGAAGUACGCCGAGACCACCUCCCUGCUGCAGUCUGAGGAAGAUUUCCAUGGCAUUGGGCUGGGCUUUGGCAAUGAAAUGUUUGCCAUGGAGUCGCACGAGGGUUCUGAGCACGAUAUUGACAUAGUUAUAUUCGAUCGGAAACUUGUCGCCGCUUUCAUAUCUGACAAGGGUCCAACAAAUAUUCCAUCUUUCAUAGAAACGGCCUCUAUAAUGCCAUCAUGUCUCCCCCUGGAUAAACAAAGCCAACUCAUCGUGGCCGCCUUCCAGUGCUGUUUAGACAUUGGCCUCAGCGACGGCGUAUACAACGUGAAGAUGACCAUGACGUCAUGUGGACCAAAAUUGAUCGAGCUCAAUGGACGCAUGGGUGGUUUCUACAACCGAGACUGGAUCAAGCGUCUGUACGGCUGUGACCUUGUGCUGUACAGCUACCUGAUCGCGUGUGGGAUCAAGCCGCACGCGCCGAAGCACAAGCCGCAGGAACUGUUGAUGGGCAUAAUGCUUGUGCCGUCACACCAUCGCCACAUUCUUGACGACGAAUCCAUACGAAAAGAGAUUCUUGCUCGUGAUAGCAACGGUGACAUAAUGUUCCGACAGUUUGUAGCUAACGCCGACGACGCAAUGUACAAUGCGAACAUUGAAGAGCCUUUCGCUAAUGUAGCCGUGAAUGCGAACUCGUACUCCGAGGGCAAAAAGAAACUGAUGAAGUUUUGCAACCAAUACAAGAUUGACAAUGAAAAUUAUGAUGUGGUCAGAUUUAUCGAAUGUUUUUGGGACAUCGUUGUCAGGCAAACCUAAUUGGGUUUGAUGGAAUGCCUAUAUUUAUUGCUUCGGACAGUGUUGUGACGUAAAACAUUGAGAUUUGAUAAAAUGCAUAGAUCUUUUACAUAGGAAAUUGUUACGAAAUCAAACUCCAGAAUUUGAUUGAAUGCAUACAUUUAUUUCACUUGGACAUUGUUCAUUGGGUUUUGUUGAAUUCAUAAAUCUAGUCCUCUCUAUUAUCCCUGCUAAUCUAAAGCAUUCGGAACUUAUCGGCCAUUUUCUAUCGAAAAUAUCCUCGGAUGUUUAUGUACGGUUUACAAUGUCAGAAAUCUGUACACUUUAACCACGCUGCAAGUAGUUCGCGUAGUAAUUUCAAUUUUGCAGUUAAACUUUAUGACUUAAUUCUCAAGACUCUUACUUAUGUUUGCAUUAAUACACUUCACUGUCAAUCAAUUAAACUUAGAUAAACAAAUACAAGCUUAAACACUACAUUUAAUUCAUAAAAUAUUUCAAAAUGUUAGGAACUACUUCUUCGAAUGCACCGGCAUACAUCCGAGGUUGUUUUCGAUAGAAAAUGACCGAUAAGUUUCGAAUGGGCCUGCGGACAACAUAGUGGUGUUCGAUCAAAACCAACACAUUUGAAUCUAUUAUAGCUCCACAUUGUUCUGGAAAUAAUGUUAAAUCGUAUCUCAAUAUUUUUGCCCGUUCUGGGCGCGGAACACUUGUCAUAUUGUCAUUAGUAUUGAUGUAGCUUUUUGCAAUAAAAAUAACAAAAUA
This is a messenger RNA of Mya arenaria, 3986 nucleotides long. RefSeq names its product carnosine synthase 1-like. The transcript has 13 exons. Bases 231 to 3245 code for a protein of 1004 amino acids. Lineage: Eukaryota; Metazoa; Mollusca; Bivalvia; Myida; Myidae. Gene Ontology annotation, biological process: carnosine biosynthetic process. Gene Ontology annotation, molecular function: ATP hydrolysis activity; metal ion binding; ATP binding. The record is from RefSeq and is a predicted model, not a curated record.